GCACAUUCUCAGAACUUCUUCCAGAGCGAUUCUUUCUCCCGCCUCGUGGCUUCAUGGUUUCUUAAUGAUUCUCAGCGACGCUUUGCGGGACCAACUACGAUGAGACCAAAGAAGAGACCAGAAGAGACGUAGAGGAAGAAGAGUCAGUGGGAGUUAUGAUCUAGCAGGGUUGGAUCAUCAUUGAAACAUUGGUCCGUGUCAGUCGUGGAGAAGAUCUCGCAGAAGAUUCGAAUCAUGCAGCCGUACCCCAUUAUCCUAAUUUUCCUCGCGAGUAUGGCACUCGCGAAAUAUCAUGAAAAGACGCGUUUUGAUCGUUCUAUUCAUAAUGAGCAUAAAGCGAGGAAUAUGGAAAAGCAAUGGUCUUUUACUGAUAACGUAACGCAAUUCAUUGCAUACAAGAGCAGGAAGGAGAACGAUUGCUAUCUCGAAAAUAUAAAGCAAGAUCAAAAUGUAUCACAUAAAAAACGGCAACCAAAAAUACUGUAUGCAUCGACAGCCCUUACAAGAUUAGAGGCAUGGCAACUUGUUGGAGGCCGAAUUGUUGAUUUCUGCAAUGGACGUAGAAUCAUCUUAUUGCAGACAAAUAAACCUAUACCUGGACAAACUCUCGAUCCUUUUCUAAACGAAAUUCCUGUAGACGAAAAUGAUAUUUUUCCAAGACAAAUAGCUGAUGUGGUUUUAACACCACUAAAAGCUCGAGCAAAGAGACAAAUUCAACUCGAACAACGAGAGAAGUUGAAGGAAAAUUCUAAUCGAAAUCGACUAGUUCGUCGACAGACAAAUCAGUUUCGAGGGAAAUUUCGUGGACAAACGCAAUCUCAAUAUUUAAAUCUCGGUAAUCAUGAACAGAAGGAAGGCAAGGCGGAAGCUGAAGCUACUCAGCAAUCUUCACGCGCAGUAGUUAGCGGCAGCCGUGGUAUGGGUCAAGCACAAAGUAUGUCGUCAAGUGGUCCAGGUUGUGAAGAUUGUCCUGGAUAUCCUGGUUAUCCCGGUAUAGAGGAAGGUCCGGAUAAAAUAAAGAUUCCGCCGACGGAUAGAUAUGGACAAGCUCCAGGUAUUGGCGGUGCACCUGUUAUUACCCGUCCUGGAGCAGGCGUACGUUAUCCUGACGGUGUUACUCCUGGUGGACAGAUAACAUAUCCAGGCGGUGUAAUUCCCGGAAGAGUCGGCACUUAUCCCGGUGCCCCAGGAAUUAGUCCAGGAACUUAUCCAGGAGGUGUUCGACCUGGAACUGUGACUCCAGGAGUUGGUGCAACAUAUCCCGGAGGUGUUCCGCCUGGUACUGUAACUCCAGGAGUUGGUGCAACAUAUCCCGGAGGUGUUCAGCCUGGUAUUGUGACUCCAGGAGUUGGUGCAACAUAUCCUGGAGCUGUCCCGCCUGGCACUGUAACUCCAGGAGUUGGUGCAACAUAUCCCGGAGGUGUUCCGCCUGGUACUGUAACUCCAGGAGUUGGUGCAACAUAUCCCGGAGGUGUUCAGCCUGGUACUGUGACUCCAGGAGUUGGUGCAACAUAUCCUGGAGCUGUCCCGCCUGGCACUGUAACUCCAGGAGUUGGUGCAACAUAUCCCGGAGGUGUUCAGCCUGACACUGUAACUCCAGGAGUUGGUGCAACAUAUCCCGGAGGAGUUCCGCCUGGCACUGUAACUCCAGGAGUUGGUGCAACAUAUCCUGGAGGUAUCCAGCCUGGCACUAUAACUCCAGGAGUUGGUACAUAUCCUGGAGGCGUUCAACCUGGCACUGUGACUCCAGGAGUUGGUGUAACAUAUCCUGGAGGCGUUCAACCUGGCACUGUUACUCCAGGAGUUGGUGCAACAUAUCCCGGAGGUAUCCAGCCUGGAAAAGUUAUACCUGGAAUAACGACAGGAGUUGGGACAGAUGUAGGGACGUAUCCAGGAGGAAUAUAUCAACCUGGAACCCAACCAGGACGAGUAACUACUUCAAUAACGACGGGUGUUACUGCUGUUACCGGCGUUAAUACAUAUCCAGGUAGUGUGCCACCUGGGAAAGGCUUACCAAGCGUAACAUAUCCGGGAGUUUCUGAAGCAGGAAUUUAUCCCGGAGCUGAAAUCUAUCCUGGCGGUGUCCGACCUGGUAUCGUCUCAGGAACAGGUGCUGAAACAUAUCCUGGCGGCGUUGCUCCAGGAAGAACAGUAGGUCAAGAAGCAAUUUAUCCUGGUGAUAGACAACAGACUGGUGUGUUUUAUUCUGGUAGCGGUCCAUCAGGUACAUUGCCAGGACAAGUAGUUACGACUACAGGUUCAGUAGGGACUGGUACACAAAUAGUAACUUAUCCAGGUGGUCGAACAAUAGACGGACAAGCGAUUUAUCCAGGUCUUAGUGAUACUAUUCAAUCUAGAAUUCCUGAAGGAGUAGGUGGUAUACCAGGUGCUCAAGUUACGUAUCCGAGUGGUACAUAUCCUGGAAGUGCUACUAUACCAGGGACGUAUCCUGGAGAUGGUACAACAUAUCCUGGUGGUACGCAACAAGUUAUUUCUCCCGGUGCUACUUUAUAUCCCGGUCAAGCAAUCUAUCCUAAUGGAGUUGGUCAAGUAUCAACAUACCCGGGCGGACAAUAUCCAGGCGCACAAUAUCCAGGCGCACAAUAUCCAGGCGCACAAUAUCCAGGCGCACAAUAUCCAGGUAUAGGCACUAGAAUUCCCGGAGGACCAGGCAUACCAGGAGGCGUUCAAUACCCAAUAGGCACAUCAGAAGGUCAAGCGACAACUGGAGAAAUAAGAAAUGGUAUCACUGGACAAUAUCCUGGUCUGUACCCUGGUCAAGGAAUAAGUACUGAUCAGUAUCCACAAAGACCUUACCCAGGAAUAGGCGAAACCGUAGGAACCGGAGAAGCAUUGCAAGUUGGAGGACCAGUGAUAGAUAACGGUGCUGAGUCACAGGCAUCGAGCUCUGUGCAGCAAAUUGACUCGGGUACUCAAGCGAGCGCAUCUGCUCAAGGUAAAUAUGGUUCGGGUACAGCCCAAUCACAAGUGACGGGCACAUACAGUGGUUCAGGUACCUUCUCUGCCCAAGCUGGUACCAGCGAUGCCAACAAAAGCGCUCAGACCGAGAUAAGUGGUGGAAAGGAAGGAGCUACCAGCAAUGCGCAAGGCAUCGCAGAUCGCGGAAAGAGUCAGGCGCAAGUUCAAUUGGACUCCGAUUCCGGAGCUACGUCGACAAACGCGCAGAGCAGUGGGUGGAAUCACGGUACUAAUUCUCAGGUACAAGCGAGCUCCAAAGGCGGAAUGGCGGAUGCUCAAGCCAACGGCGAAGGCAGCACCUCCAGUCAAGCGCAAAUCGGCUUCCAGCCAUACUUGAAAGAGGAAGAUGAAAAAGUGGAAAAUAACAUGACACCGUUCCGCGGUAGCGGAACAGCAUCGGCCCAAAGUGGCAUUCAUCAAGGUCAAUCCCAGUCGCAACUACAAGGUUCUUUCCAGUACGGUAUCACCUAUACCGGCGCGGCUCAGGCUGGUUCCGGAUCCGGCGCCGCAUCAUCACGAAAACCCUUUAACUUUAAUAUCACUGACUCUGAACUCUUCAAGUCUUUCAAAUCGGAUGCUUCUUUGAAGAAACCGGCGAACGUCGACAGUUCGUCAGCAAGCCAAAACUACGAGAAUAAGCAAGACGAUCGCGAAAAAGGCUUGCAGAGUAGCUCGACCUCGAAACAGAUUGUUAUUGUGAAUUCCAAAGACAAUCCAUCCAGUGAUAAGAAGGUACAAACUACUGAGAAACCGCGAACGGAUGAUGCGACAUACGAGGAGUACGACGAGUACGCGGACGAAGACAAUUAUUCCACAGAUUCAAGGUUGACAUUCCAAGAGAAGUUUUCGGAAACAUUGUCAAGUAGUGAUUAUCAAAAACUCAGUAAACCUACUCAACCGCAAAGUCACAGUCAAACACAAACAAUACAAGUUGCCAAAGGAAAUCAAUACGAUAUUCGCGUCAGUCAAGAUUCGAACGCACCGCGAACGGGUGAUAUUUUGCAACCAGGACAGUCUGUGUCAGGAUAUACCAUCCCGCCUGGUUUUCGCGGUAGAGUAGUAUCAACUUCUGGUACUAAGACUAUCGCCCAAGGUGAAGGCACGUCUCAAUCGCAGACCGUAUCUUUAGUACCAAAGGAUCUAAAUAACACCAAGUUGCCUGUCACGGAGACUAGAUCGCUUCAUCAACCCAAUCACGAACGUUACGUCAAUCGAUACACAUCGAACAGUAAGAAUCAAGGUUCUUCUGUUAAUCAAAAUGUAUCUUCCGAUAAGCGGGUGAGACCUACUCCAACUGUGAAACCGAGUUAUUAUACUGUGACUAAUAGUUUUGCCGGUAAAUUAAACGGCAGCAACGAGCCGAGAAAAUACGAGCAUCGAUAUUAUACCAAAAGUUCUACCUGCGGAUAUUUUACGUUCUCCUGCAACGUUGUAUACGGCUCCAACGGCAGAACGAAGAUCUGCAAGCCAAAAGUGCCGACGUAUCCCGAUGGCACGCCGAUGAAAUGUUGAAUGGCCAAGAUUGAUUCGUCGUGGAACGCGACGUUAAUUAUUUCUGAUAAUCGCUUCUGUAAAGCAUCAUGCGUUAAAUCAUUUUUCUAUUCACCUGUAACAUGAAAAUAAAAUUUUAGUAAGUUGCUUACAGUAUAGAUUA
Nylanderia fulva is the source of this 4633-nucleotide messenger RNA. RefSeq lists its product as uncharacterized. Lineage: Eukaryota; Metazoa; Arthropoda; Insecta; Hymenoptera; Formicidae. The record is from RefSeq and is a predicted model, not a curated record.